Messenger RNA from Rosa rugosa (rugosa rose), 1946 nucleotides. RefSeq names its product B3 domain-containing transcription factor VRN1-like. Gene Ontology annotation, molecular function: DNA binding. The record is from RefSeq and is a predicted model, not a curated record. Lineage: Eukaryota; Viridiplantae; Streptophyta; Magnoliopsida; Rosales; Rosaceae. The transcript has 4 exons. The coding region runs from base 289 to 1737 and encodes 482 amino acids.
UGUAAAGACGAAAGCUUUAGUUCUGAUUUGACGUAGUCUCUGCCUUGGAAACGAGAAGGGUGGUAAAAUAUUAUUCAACUUUAGAAGCAUGGAGCUGACUUCACUCUGCUUCUGGUCUGUGACUAGUCACUUCUUACUUUUGGACUUUGGAGUAGUAACAUUGAGCUCAGUCAGUCACAGUGUUUGCAUUAAAUACCUGUCUGUUAUGGUAGAAGAUAAAUGAGAGUGAGACUUGAAACCAACCAAACCAGAAAGCUUCUGGUUACUUUGGUUGAAGAACAUUGAAAAAUGGCCGUUCCUCCAUCGGAAAUUUCACUCCGGCUGUCGGAUUCUAAGGCAAAUUUCUUCAAAGUUAUACUUCCCCCCACCAUUGAGAACCAAAAACUAGAUAUUCCACUAAAGUCUGCACUAGAAUUUGGGGAUGAACUGUCUAAUGUUGCUACACUAAUUGUUCCAGCUGGUCGUGUUUGGCAAGUGGAUUUGGAAAGAGCUCACAAGAGGAUUUGGUUUGUCGGCCGUUGGCAAAAAUUCGCAGAAUAUUACUCCUUAACUGAUGGUCAGUUCUUAGUCUUUAGUUAUCAAGGAAAUUCGACAUUCCAUGUUCGCAUUUUUGAUUUCAGUUGUUGUGAGAUCGAGUACCCUUGUGUUGGUCAAAGUAUCAAACAUGAAGAGGAUGUUGAGGAUGAUGUUUGUGGAACUCUCCCUACUUCCAGCAAAGGCAGAGGCAAAUGUGUAGAUCAACAUGUUAAGAGGAACAGGAAAAGUGUUGCUAUUACCAAGAGAUUUAAGCGAGCCAAGUUGAAGGUACAGAGAAUGCCUAGCUCACAGGAUUUUCCCACAAGAAAGAAGAAAUACAAGGAAAUAUUUGUUAAGAACAUAGCUGCUUACACUUAUCCUAAUUGCAAAAUUACGAUUGCCAAAGAACAUCAGAAAGUGAUCCAUGCUACCAAAAUGUUCAACUUGGAAAAUCCUUUUUUUGCAGUUAUCUUGCAGCAAUGCAAUCUUGACAACUACUAUAUGUAUGUUCCAACUGCCUUUGGAAGGAGAUAUAUGAGAGGAUGUCCAGAACAUAUCAAGUUUGAGGAUUCUAAUGAAAAGCAGUGGGAUAUCCGAUGCUUUUUCCCAGCAAAUACAAAGGUGAUGAGGAGAAUAGGCAAGGGAUGUGGUGAAUUUUUCAGAGACAAUAAUUUCAAGAAUGGAGAUGUCUGUCUCUUUGAGCUGAUCAAAAGGAAGGAUGUUGUGUUAAAAUUUUCGGUAUUGCGCAACGCUGAAUAUGCAGUCAGGGUCGGUGGGAAAAAGAAAAAUCCAAAGAUUCUUGAUAGUGGAACCUUGUACUUCUCUAAGAAGAUUAAAGAGAUGGUAUUAUCCAGAGAAACCAAGAAGGCGAUGAAGGCUGCGGGAGCUUUGAAGAUUGAAAAUCCUGCUUUCAUGGUCAUCUUGCGAGCGCACAACAUGCGCAACUCUUUUGUGCAUGUGCCUGCUGAGUUUGUGAAGGAUCAUCUGCUUGGAUGUGCUGACUUCAUCAACCUUAAGGCCUCUAGUGACAAGCGGGCCGUGCGCUGCACAGUCUGCACUUAUGAGCCACUACGCCACAUAAUGGAGAUACGCGGAGGAUUUGGUGAAUUUACCAAGCAUAAUAAUUUGGAGGAAGGAGAUGUUUGUGUGUUUGAGCUGAUCAAGAGUGAGGCUGAUGCGCUCAAAGUUUCAAUAUUCCAUGCCAGUGAAUAUGCAAAGUGAAAGCAGCACUGAUCAAUGGUGUCUUUUUAUGUUGUUUAGUUAAUUGUAAUAUUAGUAACGAAGACUUGUAUGACAUUGCUGGUUAUGUUCAAGUUCCAGAGGAAAAAUCACUGGUUUUGUAAAAUAUGAAUCACAUAGAACCUGGAUAUAAGCAAAACAGUAACCUAGGAAGGUCGGUAAGCUCCAUUCAAAUACGUCUUUUGUAAGUC